Messenger RNA from Saprolegnia diclina VS20, 830 nucleotides. RefSeq lists its product as hypothetical. Lineage: Eukaryota; Oomycota; Saprolegniomycetes; Saprolegniales; Saprolegniaceae. Gene Ontology annotation, molecular function: RNA polymerase II cis-regulatory region sequence-specific DNA binding; DNA-binding transcription factor activity, RNA polymerase II-specific. The transcript is spliced from 3 exons. The record is from RefSeq and is a predicted model, not a curated record. Bases 14 to 760 code for a protein of 248 amino acids. Gene Ontology annotation, cellular component: nucleus. Gene Ontology annotation, biological process: regulation of DNA-templated transcription.
GCCAACUACGACAAUGAUCGCCAUGAGCAAGCCCAAGACCAAGUGGACGAAAGACGAGCUUGCGCAACUCAAGCUUGUGAACCCCAAGCUCACGACGUGGAAGGAGGUCCAGCUCGCCUUUCUUCGCCACAGCGCUGAAGACUGCCGACAGAAGUGGCAUUCCGAGUUCACCUCCAACAAAAAGGGACCAUGGACGCUCGAAGAAGACGAGAAACUUCGCCACGCCAUGACUCUCACGACCAAGUGGACCACGGUCGCCCGCAUUGUCGAGACGCGCUCGUAUCGCCAGUGCCAGACCCGCUGGGAACGCAUGCAGAAGAAGGGCCUGACGACCGCGCGCAACUCGACGCCCCGCUGCUGCCCCACCGAGGAGGAACUGGAGACGGCGACCGAGCUGCCGCCGCUGGACGACGACGAUCUUCUUGACCUCAGCUUUUUGAGUAUCGACCUCAGUGGCGGCGACUUGUUGACGAUGCUGUUCACGCCGUGCGAGGCGCCAACCGCCGAGACGGAAGACAUCGAGUCGGAGUGGCACGCGGCUCCCAUUGCGCCGACGCUCGACCCCUCGACCUCUGCGGUGUCGGACAUGCAUCUGAUGUACCAGAUUACCCAGCGCUUGCCGGCGACGGCCGUGGCGGAGGCCGAAGACGACGCCUCGUCGCCCGAGACCAUGGUGGACGACAUCGACUCGCCGCUGAACUACAUGCCCGCCUGUUUGUGGCUUGACAUGGACGAGCCGAUGUCCGUGGUUCACGUGUAAGCAGUUAUUGUAGCUAGCCAUCAUACUAUAUAUAUAGAUGUCAAUCGAUUUGUGUAUAAGUCUGUGCUGA